UAGAAAUUAUCACUGUGAAAUUUUAGCGUUAGUUCAUGUGAAAGUAUUUCAUUCAUUUUCCGCCCAACCUUGUAGGAAACGGACAUUAGAUUACCACAUACAUGCCAGCGAUAUAGAAAUCACAGCACCCCAACUCCAGCAUGAACGAUCUAGGCCACAGGAGCUCGUUCGAUGGCAAAAUCGCCGGUAACUACGAUCUCGAGGAAACUCUAGGAAGGGGUCACUUUGCGAUCGUCAAACUAGCUCGGCACGUCUUCAGCGGCGAAAAGGUAGCUGUCAAAGUCAUCGAUAAAACCAAACUAGAUGAAGUAUCCCAAGCUCAUCUCUUCCAGGAAGUACGUUGCAUGAAACUAGUCCAACACCCGAAUGUUGUACGUCUCUACGAAGUUAUAGAAACACAUACAAAACUGUAUUUAAUACUGGAGCUUGGCGAUGGAGGUGACAUGUACGACUACAUUAUGAGGCAUGAAUGUGGACUAGACGAGGACACAGCAAGGACUUAUUUUCGUCAAAUUGUUCGGGCCAUAUCGUACUGCCACAAAUUACAUGUUGUGCAUCGCGAUCUGAAGCCCGAGAACGUUAUUUUUUUUGAAAAACAAAAAGUUGUUAAACUGACAGACUUUGGCUUUAGCAAUCUAUUCUUACCCGGCGAAAAACUCGAAACGUCUUGUGGAAGCUUAGCCUAUUCCGCUCCAGAGAUCCUACUCGGAGAUUCCUACGAUGCUCCUGCAGUGGAUGUCUGGAGUCUUGGGGUAUUGUUAUUCAUGUUGGUAAGUGGUUCGCCACCAUUCAAUGAAGCAAAUGACAGCGAAACACUAACCAUGAUUAUGGAUUGUAAAUAUAUUUUACCAGAUUAUCUUUCGGAUACAUGUAAAAAUCUUAUACGAAGUAUGCUUAUACGAGAUGCGAGUCGGCGUGCUACUUUAGACGAUAUUGAAAACCAUUCAUGGGUAAAUUAUGGAGAAUCUGUGACUGUCAAUAAUAUACCUUUUAUACAAAGAGAAGACAUCACUGAUGCAGAUCGUGAAUAUAUAAUCAAGAAAAUGGUUGAAGGCAACAUAGCUGAUACAGUUUCAAUUUUAAAGAAUUUUAUACUCACUUUUGCCAUGCAAGGAAAAGAUAUUGCAUCAUAG
Saccoglossus kowalevskii is the source of this 1133-nucleotide messenger RNA. RefSeq lists its product as uncharacterized. Lineage: Eukaryota; Metazoa; Hemichordata; Enteropneusta; Harrimaniidae. Gene Ontology annotation, molecular function: ATP binding; protein serine/threonine kinase activity. The record is from RefSeq and is a predicted model, not a curated record. Gene Ontology annotation, biological process: intracellular signal transduction; protein phosphorylation. Gene Ontology annotation, cellular component: cytoplasm.